Molecule: messenger RNA, 1446 nt
Organism: Pleurotus ostreatus (oyster mushroom)
Lineage: Eukaryota; Fungi; Basidiomycota; Agaricomycetes; Agaricales; Pleurotaceae
Exons: 11
Coding region: 1-1446 (481 amino acids)
Cellular component (GO): nucleus
Molecular function (GO): histone methyltransferase activity; zinc ion binding; protein binding
Source: RefSeq, a predicted model, not a curated record
AUGUCUGGUUCGAGGAAAGAGCUCUGGCGUCGCUCGGAAAGUCCUACAGAAGUCUGGGAUGACACGGACAAGGAAUGGGAGUUCGAGAUCGUUGGCGAGGAGCUUGAUGAGGAUGGCAAGACAUCAAGAUACGAGGUUAGGUGGCUCAAUUGGCACAGAAGCGACGGCACCAACGUCACCUGGCCCGGGCAGAAGGAUCCGAUCCCAGUGAGAGCCACUAAGGCCUGGAAGCAGGAGCAAGCCACCCGAAUUCAGAAGAUGCUCGUCGACUCGCCUUCGUCUCUUGCAAUCAAGGUCCCAACGACCUUGGAUGGCCAUCUCAUGGAGACGGAUCUACGUUCUCAAGGGUACGAACAGAAACUUGCUAUUCGCCGCAUGGAGCCGAGUCAGGCUCCAAACAAGCUCGUGGAACAUAUGCAUGAACUUCUUAGUAAAAAACUACACCCGAUCACUCAGCAACCCCGACAGUCUCGAUUGCAGGCCUCACAAGCCAGGACAUCGACGUCUCAAGCCAGAAGCAGCACCGUGAGCUCGAAAGCCGGUUCAUCAAAGCAGCCUGCUUCACAGGAAAGGCGACUCAAGUUGGAAAAGGAAUGGACAGCUAUAGCACAUACAUCUCAUGCUGCACCAAUCGCUAUCGUAAACAUCAUUGACGAUGAAGAUGGGCCACCCUUGCCUCCCAACUUUCGAUAUGUUGAACAAGGCUACAUUUACCAUAAAGAUGUCGAAGAAAUUGAUCUCGAUGCUGUAAUGGUGGGCUGCGACUGUUAUGAGUGUAAUCAUGAAGAAGCCAGUGCCUGCGAUUGCCAAGCACCGUCCCGACUUCACAACAGAAAUGAGAAGAUCUUCGCCUACACACCCGAUGGUCUGUUCAACUUUCAGGUCCCAUCCGGCAUAGAGGUCAUUGAAUGUAACAAGAAAUGUGAAUGCAACCCCGAUUGUGUUAAUAGGGUCGCUCAACGACCAAGAAAAUUUGUCAUUGAAGUAUUCAAGACGUCGUUAGCUGGCUGGGGAGUACGCUCACAGAGCAACCUCAAGCGAGGUCAGGUAGUGGGUGUUUAUAGCGGUACUCGGGAGCAAGCAGAGGAGAUGCCGCUAAAGCAUCGCGGAUACUGCUUCGACUUGGAUGGAUACGAAGACCCUGAUGGAAAUGCCUCAGACUCGGAUCGCCAGUUCACUGUUGACUCUCGGCAACACGGCAACUGGACUCGAUUCAUAAACCCAAAUAUGGUCGUUUACAGCGUUGUCUACGACACUAUCCCAGAGUUCGGCAACCCGUACCUUGCGUUUGUUGCUUUGCAGGAUAUCCCUCACCGUACUGAACUGACCUUUGACUACGAUCCAAGUGCAGGCGAUCGUGCAAAGAAGGGCAAGGAUAAAAUGCCGCCCGGAGCCAGAAAAUGUCAUUGCGGUACGGAGAGCUGUAGAGGGUGGGUUCCCGUUUAG